Molecule: messenger RNA, 2317 nt
Organism: Physella acuta
Lineage: Eukaryota; Metazoa; Mollusca; Gastropoda; Physidae
Source: RefSeq, a predicted model, not a curated record
UCGCCAUGGAGCGCGUCGUGACCCAAAAGCAGCACUCGGUGAAGAUUCUAGAAAAAACGUUGAUCGAUUUGAACAUGCAACAACGCCAAAGCGAGGCCAAAUUUCAGAAAGAGCUGCGCGACCUUGGCCUUGACUUAUCAAAGCUGCAAAAAUCAACUCGAGAUUUCGAUGAGUUCUUGCAAGAUCCCAACCCGACACCAAGACCUUCCGGGAGGAGGAGUUCACUCCCUUACAUAGAGGGCAACUUAAACAUUCCCUACCCAAUAGAUCCAUCCGGUUCGCCGCGGAGCAGACGUAGGCUGAGUAUUGCCACAGUGCCUGUCAUUCCCCAGCAGGUGACGGGUCAACAAGCAAACGAUUUUCCCGUCAACAUCAACAACCUAAUGGAGAAGGCCAAAUCGGCAUCGGUGAAAAGGGGAGGUAAAUCCGCCGACGGUGAAUACAAGCGAGGGGGCAAACCAAACAAGGACGCUAACUCUGGUAGGGAACGCAAAUUAUCGUCAGAGGUGUUAAAAAAUAAUGUCGACGGUAAACAAAAUUUUAAACUUGAAAAACAAACGCCCAAAGGUGCAACCUCGCCUGCCGAGGGUCGUAAUGACGUCACGGACAUGACGUCAGCAGAGGAAGUAAACUCAGAUUUUGCAAAACAAGAAACGUUCGACGUUCCGGAUAAAAGACGAAUCAGAAGACAAUCUGAACCCGCAAUUAGUCGGGUUUUUCUAUCCACACAUGAAGAGUUCUCGUCAGCUAAGCAGCAUAACGGUACAGAAUCAGAAGACUUGAAACAUUCGAUCAAACUUAAUUUACCAUCGGAUAUUGUGGCCGAGGAAGAAGAAGACGACGAGCUGAAUAGAGCCAACAGUCGUACGAACGGUCAAAGCCUCGAUAUGGCUACAACGCGCUGUGCAAAUGAGGAGACUGCUAAAAUCAAGGGAAAUCACUCUAAGUUACAACAACAGAACUCUAUAAAUGGGAAAUCGCGGAAUAAAAGUACGCAGAAAGUAUUGAGUAACCACCGACCCAGGCGUUUAUCUGAAGGGGAUAUUCUGAAGUUCGCGCAAGUUUUGACAAAACAAGAACUAGCCAGAAACGGACGAAACAAUGGCUACCAGAACGCAGUGCGGGAUAGUCAAGAACUGAUGUGGGAUUCAAUCAGAAGGUGUAGGUACAUCAGGGGACAUAAUCCACCGGAGAUGACUGAACCAGGGGACAUAAAUCAGUUUGUUUUUGGGAAGAGCAAAUAAAAUCUGCUUGCCUUCAUCAUUUCGUUGAAAGUAAAUACUACGAUUUUUUCCGGUCUUGUUUUUUGUGCAAACCGUCAACGGAGUUGCCUCAUUGUCAACCGAUUGGUUGUUUCUCUCUUAUAUUAAAGAAAACCAAAGAUAAUGAAAUAUUUCUUGUCUACAAAUUGUAUAAUAAAUGAUGUCUAUAUACUUAGUAUAUACUUAAAUAUUGCAAAAAUAUGCAUAUUUCAGUUCUCACAUGAACUAUUACUGCUAUGAUAAAAAAUUUCUUUGGUCACUUAUGGUUGUUAUAUACAAUUUUAUAAUUACUUCAUUAACCAACCGUAAAUUAAAGGAAAUGCAGUUGGAAAGGUUGACUCUCGGUGAAUAUACGAGUUUAUAUCUGAGUGUAAAACUUAUUAGCAGCUCUUCCUAGAGUCAUCUUUGGGUCACUCCUCUACAGUGGUAAACUGGAGUGUCAAGGAACCUGGGAAAGCUUUGGGUCACUCCUCUACAGUGGUGGACUGGAGUGUCAAGGAACCUGGGAAAGCUUUGGGUCACUCCUCUACAGUGGUGGACUGGAGUGUCAAGGAACCUGGGAAAGCUUUGGGUCACUCCUCUACAGUGGUAAACUGGAGUGUCAAGGAACCUGGGAAAGCUUUGGGUCACUCCUCUACAAUGGUGUACUAGAGUGUAAAGACACCCUAAGGAAAACUUUAGGUCACUCCUCAGCAGUGGUGGACUGGAGUGUCAAGGUAGCCUAAAAGUACUAGAGAGCAGUCUUAUCUGACACCAGUACUGCUGUCUCACCAGGAAAGCUGCAAUGGACUGGACACAGUUCUUAUGGCUCUGUGAAUAUCUUACCUGUUAAUCAUACUGACUUUUCACGGCUGUCUUUUUUUUUACUACUGAUAGAUGCAUUAUUAUAAAUGUAUCUACAUUAUGUUUAUAUAUCUACCUGCAGAUUUUAAUAUUUCAGCUUUCACAUAAACAUGUUUUAUAUAUUUUGUUUUCAUAUUGGUUAUGGUUAUUAAAAAAUUAUAUAAGCAUAUACACAUUUUCUUGUUAUACAAGUGUAAUAAAUAAAUGACAAC